CCCUGCGCGGCGCCAUGGACGACCUGCGGGUGCUGUGGAUACGCGAUCGCGUGUACAAGGCCCUGGGCCUCACAGACCCCCAGCUCUUCGAGGAGCUGCUGUACCGCAACGACGGCGAGGUCGAGGAACUCAUCCUGCACUUCCUCAACCACACCAGCCACGAGGAGGGCGCCGCCACGCUCUUCUUCUACCGCACCGUGGUGCCCGAGGAGGUGCUGGUGGAGACCGAUGACGAGAUACCUGCCGCGUCUGAGAGGGAAGAUGAGGAAGAAGAGACUAGGUCUCAGAAUAUCGAUUCCGUGGAUCAAGUGUCAGCUAAGAGUUUGCAGCUGAGAGACAAUUCCAUCGGCAUCGAGAAUGAAGAAGUGAACAAAGAGCAUUUAGAAAGCCUGCCUACCAAGAAAAUGGUUAAGCGCAUCGUGGACAAGACGCAGCUCCAUGUUCUUUGUACUCCUGUUCCUGAGCAGUUUCUGGACCAGAAUGUGGUGUUUUUUCUCAGAAAUACAGAAGAGACAAUCUCGGAAGCCACCGACAUGAAGGAAACUAUGGAAAUUAUGCCCAAAAUGCUGGAGUACGGGAUUAUAAAUGCGAAUGUGCUUCAUUUGCUGAAGGGUCUUAUAUGUCAGGUUUUCUUGCCAGCUUUGUCCUUUAAUCAGCACAAGGAUGCAAGCAUGGCCUUCGUACCUGGAGAAAUCUCUGGCUCUUUUGACAUUGAAAGGGACCACCUACCUAACAUGCCUGGGGAAGCAGUAGAAUAUCAUAGCAGUCGGUUAAUACGGGAUGAAUUUUUAAUGAACAUCCAGAAAUUUGCAAGUAAUAUUCAGAGAACAGUGCAGCAACUUGAAGGUGAGAUCAAGUUAGAAAUGCCAAGCAUCAGCGUAGAGGGAGAGGUGUCUGUCCUGGCAGCUAACCUGGAAACCGUGGAAAUCUUGGAGCAAUGUGUGAUCAACUGGUUGACUCAGAUAUCCACGGCUGUUGAGGGACAGCUGAAAAAGACACCUCAGGGUUAUGGUCCUCUGGCAGAAAUUGAAUUCUGGAGGGAAAGAAAUGCAACUCUAAGUGCGCUGUAUGAACAAACAAAGCUUCCAAUAGUCAGAAAAGUCUUGGAUGUGAUCAAGGAAUCGGAGUCUAUGCUUGUGGCCAACCUGCAGCCAGUCUUAACUGAGUUAUUCAAGUUCCACAUGGAGGCUUCUGACAACGUGCGUUUUCUUUCCACUGUGGAGCGCCAUUUCAAGAACAUAACGCACGGAUCUAGCUUCCACGUUGUCCUGGAGACCAUCCCUUCCAUGAUGAGUGCGCUGAGGAUGGUGUGGAUCAUCUCGCGACACUACAACAAGGACGAGAGGAUGAUCCCGCUCAUGGAACGCAUCGCCUGGGAGAUCGCCGAGAGAGUCUGCCGAGUGGUGAACCUGCGGACUUUGUUCAAGGAAAACCGAGCAAGUGCACAACACAAAACCUUGGAGGCCAGGAACACCCUCACCAUGUGGAAAAAGGCCUAUUUUGACACUAGGGCCAAAAUUGAGGCCUCGGGGAGAGAAGCCCGGUGGGAGUUCGACCGAAAACGGCUGUUUCAGAGGACGGAUUACAUGGCCGUCAUCUGCCAGGAUCUGUAUGACAUCCUGCAGGUGAUAGAGGAGUUUUAUAACAUAUUUGGUCCAGAACUAAAAGCAGUGACGGGGGACCCCAAGCGCAUCGACGAUGUCCUGUGCAGGGUGGACAGCCUGGUCACGCCCAUGGAAACCCUGACCUUUGACCCCUUCAGCAUCCAGUCUGCCCAGUACUGGAAAUACGUGAUAGAUGACUUCAAGAUUGAAGUUCUGAUUAUUGAGAAAGAAGCAAAAAAUUUUAUUGAUGAAUCUUUUAAGACUCUUCGAUCAGCUGAAGCAGCGUUUGACAUGCUUUUAAAAUUUAAGCAUAUUCGUUCACGGGAGGCUGUUAACCGACAAAUGAUGAUGAAAUUUAAUGAUAUUCUUGCACAGUAUUGUAAAGAGAUUGACAUCGUUAAUAAAAUCUUUGUUCAGAACCUUGACAACCCGCCACUGUACAAGAAUCACCCUCCGGUAGCAGGUGCCAUCUACUGGGAGCGGUCUCUCUUCUUCCGGAUUAAGCACACCAUCCUUAGAUUUCAAGAAGUUGAGGAGAUCCUGGACAGUGAUCGAGGAAGAGAAGUAAAACAAAAAUAUUUGGAAGUGGGCAGGAUGAUGAAAGACUAUGAAGACAGCAAGUACCAGCAGUGGAAAGAGACAACACAACAGAUCCUGCCGAGUCUUAUGAAGAAGAGUCUGCUUACUAAGGUUUCUGCUAACACUGAAGUCGCUGCCAUCUCCGACAAGGGCUCUAUCUUUGCGAUCAAUUUUUCGUCUGCUCUCAGGGAGAUUAUUAACGAAACAAAGUACAUGGAACAGCUGGGAUUUCCUGUUCCCGAAUUAGCAAGGAAUGUUGCUCUCCAGGAGGACAAAUUUCUGAGGUACACAGAGGGAAUACAGCGGAUGCUGGAUUAUUAUCACUUGCUCAUAGGCACGUUAAAUGAGGCGGAAUCUCUUCUCCUCGAAGACCAUUCUCAGGAGUUAAUACGCGUGUUUAGAUCUGGAUAUAAGAGGUUAAACUGGAACUCACUAGGUAUUGCUGACUACAUAGCUCGGUGCAAGCAGGGCAUUGGGAAAUUCGAGUCCCUUGUCCACCAGAUUCAUAAGAAUGCAGACGACAUUGCUUCCAGGCUUACGUUAAUAGAGUCCAUAAAUCUCUUUAAAUAUCCAGCACCUAAAAAUGAAGAAGAACUGCCAGGUGUGAAGGAGUUCUUUGAGCACAUUGACCGGGAAAGGGCCAAAGAUGUGGACUACAUGCUCAGGUGGUAUCUUGCCGUUGGGCCCCUGCUGACCAAAGUCGAGGGCCUGGUCAUCCAAACCAACACAGGCAAGGCCCCCAAGUUGGCCUCCUACUACGAGUACUGGGAAAACAGGAUUUAUGAAGUCCUGACCAAGCUCAUAGUGAAGAAUUUGCAGUCUUUUAACUCUUUAAUUCUUGGGAAUGUCCCUUUGUUCCAAACGGAAACCAUUUUGACUGCACCCGAGAUCAUCCUUCAUCCCAAUGCAAAUGAGAUCGACAAAAUGUGCGUCCAAUGUGUCCGAAAUUGCGUGGAGAUCACCAAGCAUUUUGUUCGAUGGAUGAACUGCAGCUGCAUUGAAUGCCCUCCUCAGAAAGGGGAAGAGGAAGAAGUGGUUACAAUAAGCUUUUACAACGACAUUGCCCUGAACCCUCAGAUAAUUGAACAAGCUGUUAUGAUCCCCCAAAACAUCCACAGGAUUCUGGUCAACCUUAUGAAGUACCUACAAAAAUGGAAGCGGUACCGACCUCUUUGGAAACUGGACAAAGCCAUUGUGAUGGAGAAAUUUGCUGCCAAGCGACCUCCUUGCGUAGCGUAUGAUGAAAAGUUGCAGUUCUAUUCCAAGAUUGCCUAUGAAGUUCUGCGGCAUCCUUUAGUUAAGGACGAGCACUGCGUCCGGCUUCAGCUCGGGCCUCUGGCAAACACGGUGCAGGAGAACGCCAAGUCCUGGGUGGUUUCGCUUGGAAAACUUCUCAAUGAGUCAGCAAAGGAGGAGCUUUAUAAUCUUCAGGAAGAGAUCGAGAGCCUGACAAAAAGCCUCAAGAAGAGCCCCAGUACGCUUGAGGAUCUCAAGUUUGUCCUCGCAACAAUUGCAGAAAUUAAAAACAAAUCUUUAGUCAUGGAGCUGAGAUACAGGGACGUCCAGGAGAGGUACCGCACCAUGACCAUGUACAACCUCUCCCCUCCCGAUGCAGAGAGAGAACUGGUUGACAGGAUUGAGAGCAUGUGGUCCAGUCUGUUUAAUGAGGCCGUGCAUAUGGAACACAUGCUUGGGGGUAUAAAGAGAACUUUCACAGAGAUUACUCGAAGUGAAAUACUAAACUACAGGCAGCACAUAGAGGACUUUGCAAACCGUUUUUAUCAUGAAGGCCCUGGUUCUGUUGGUGAAGAACUUGAUAUCGGAAUAGAACUUUUAGCCACUUUUGAAAGAGAGCUGAUAAGACAUGAGAAGAACCGUCAGGAGCUGGCUAACGCGGAGAAACUUUUUGAUCUCCCAAUUACGAUGUACCCAGAGCUGCUCAAAGUGCAGAAGGAAAUGAACGGGUUGAAGCUGAUUUACGAGCUGUACAAAGGCCUGAAGCUUGCCAAAGAAGAAUGGUCUCAGACGCUGUGGAUCAACCUGAACGUGCAGUUUCUCCAGGAAGGAAUCGAAGGUUUUCUCCGAGCCCUCAGAAAGCUGCCCCGGCAGGUCCGAAGCUUGUCAGUGGCUUACUACUUGGAAGCAAAGAUGAAGGCCUUCAAAGACUCGAUUCCUCUACUUCUUGACCUGAAGCAUGAGGCACUUCGGGACAGGCAUUGGAAUGAGCUUAUGGAAAAAACAGGCGUGUUUUUUGAAAUGACCGACACGUUCACCUUGGAAAAUAUGUUUGCUAUGGAACUUGACAAACAUGCAGACAUUCUCAACGAGAUUGUAACAGCAGCUAUCAAGGAGAUCGCCAUUGAGAAGGCUAUGAAGGAGAUCCUGGACACGUGGGAAAAUACGAAAUUUACCGUGGUCAAGUAUUACAAGGGCACCCAGGAGCGGGGCUACAUCUUGGGAUCUGUGGAUGAAAUCAUCCAGUGCCUCGAUGACAACACUUUCAACUUGCAGAGCAUCUCAGGAAGCAGAUUUGUGGGGCCUUUCCUGGAAACUGUUCACAAAUGGGAGAAGACACUUUCUCUGAUAGGGGAAGUCAUUGAGAUUUGGAUGUUGGUUCAGAGAAAAUGGAUGUACCUGGAAAGCAUUUUUAUCGGUGGAGAUAUCAGAUCACAACUUCCAGAUGAGGCGAAGAAGUUUGACAACAUUGAUAGAGUAUUCAAGAAGAUCAUGGGCGAGACCUUAAAAGACCCCGUGAUCAAGAGAUGCUGUGAGGCCCCAAACCGCCUCAGCGACUUGAAGCACAUCAGUGAGGGCCUCGAGAAAUGCCAGAAGAGCUUAAACGACUACUUAGAUUCCAAGAGGAACGCCUUCCCCAGGUUCUUCUUCAUUUCCGAUGACGAGCUGCUCAGCAUCCUGGGAAACAGCGACCCGCUCUGCGUCCAGGAGCACAUGAUCAAGAUGUAUGACAACGUAGCGGCGCUGAGGUUUCAUGAUGGGGACAGUGGAGAAAAACUGGUGUCCGCCAUGAUUUCGGCAGAAGGGGAGGUCAUGGAGUUCCAGAAGAUCAUUCGGGCCGAGGGGCGUGUGGAGGACUGGAUGACGGCAGUUUUGAAAGAAAUGCGCAGAACUAACCGGCUGAUCACCAAAGAGGCUAUUUUUAGAUACUGCGAAGACAGAAGCAGAGUCGACUGGAUGCUCAUGUACCAAGGGAUGGUGGUGCUGGCCGCCAGCCAGGUGUGGUGGACCUGGGAGGUGGAAGAUGUGUUCCACAAAGUGCAGGAAGGGGAAAAGCAGGCCAUGAAGAACUACGGCCGGAAAAUGCACCAGCAGAUUGAUGAGCUGGUCAUGCGCAUCACCACGCCCUUAAGCAGAAACGACAGAAAGAAAUACAACACUGUUCUCAUCAUCGACGUGCACGCCAGAGAUAUCGUGGAUUCUUUCAUAAGGGGCAGCAUUCUUGAGGCCCAGGAGUUUGAAUGGGAAAGUCAGCUGCGGUUUUACUGGGACCGAGAACCGGACCAACUGAACAUCCGUCAGUGCACGGGGACCUUCAGCUAUGGCUACGAGUACAUGGGCCUGAACGGGAGAUUGGUCAUCACGCCCCUCACGGACCGGAUUUACCUGACUCUGACGCAGGCACUGUCCAUGUAUCUGGGUGGGGCCCCUGCUGGCCCAGCAGGUACUGGCAAAACCGAGACCACCAAGGACCUGGCCAAAGCCCUGGGCUUGCUCUGUGUUGUAACCAACUGUGGCGAAGGCAUGGAUUACAAAGCGGUCGGGAAGAUUUUCUCUGGCCUUGCGCAGUGUGGGGCUUGGGGCUGCUUCGAUGAGUUCAAUCGCAUUGAUGCCUCUGUACUGUCAGUCAUCUCAUCUCAGAUCCAGACCAUCCGAAACGCCCUGAUCCAUCAGCUGUCCACUUUCCAGUUUGAAGGGCAUGAGAUCUCACUGGACCCACGAAUGGGCAUCUUCAUCACCAUGAACCCCGGCUAUGCAGGCCGCACGGAGCUGCCCGAGUCGGUGAAGGCGCUCUUCAGGCCGGUGGUGGUGAUCGUGCCCGACUUGCAGCAGAUCUGCGAGAUCAUGCUCUUCUCCGAGGGCUUCCUCUGGGCCAAGACUCUGGCCAAAAAGAUGACUGUUCUGUAUAAGCUUGCCCGGGAGCAGCUCUCCAAGCAGCAUCAUUAUGAUUUUGGACUCAGAGCCCUGAAAUCAGUGCUGGUGAUGGCUGGUGAGCUGAAGAGAGGUUCUUCGGAACUUAAAGAGGACGUGGUGCUCAUGAGGGCCCUUCGAGACAUGAAUCUCCCCAAGUUCGUGUUUGAAGACGUCCCUCUUUUCCUUGGUUUGAUCUCUGACCUAUUUCCCGGGCUCGACUGCCCGCGCGUUCGCUACCCCAAUUUCAACGAUGCAGUGGAACAAGUGCUGGAGGAGAAUGGCUUUGUCAUCCUGCCUGUCCAGGUGGACAAGGUGGUUCAGAUGUUCGAGACCAUGUUAACCCGCCACACGACAAUGGUGGUGGGGCCCACGGGCGGGGGCAAGUCCGUGGUCAUUAAUACUCUGUGUCACGCUCAGACCAAGCUUGGGCUGAUGACAAAGCUGUACAUCCUGAACCCCAAAGCCGUGAGUGUUAUAGAGCUGUACGGUGUCCUGGACCCCACCACCCGAGAUUGGACAGAUGGGGUGCUAUCUAACAUCUUCAGGGAGAUCAACAAACCCACGGAUAAGAAGGAGCGCAAGUACAUUUUGUUUGAUGGCGAUGUGGACGCCCUGUGGGUGGAAAACAUGAAUUCUGUGAUGGACGACAACAAGCUGCUGACGUUGGCCAACGGUGAGCGCAUUCGGCUUCAGACUCACUGUGCUCUGCUCUUUGAGGUUGGAGAUUUACAGUAUGCCUCCCCUGCGACUGUGUCUCGAUGUGGAAUGGUGUAUGUGGAUCCUAAAAACUUGAAAUAUCAACCAUACUGGAAAAAAUGGGUUAAUCAAAUACAAAACAAGGCAGAGCAAGGCGAUUUGCAGAAUCUCUUUGAGAAAUACGUGCCCUAUCUCAUUGACAUGAUAGUGGAAGGAAUAGUGGAUGGAAGACAAGGAGAAAAGCUGAAGACAAUAGUUCCUCAGACAGACCUCAAUAUGGUCACGCAGUUAACCAAGAUGUUGGAUGUGUUACUAGAAGGAGAAAUAGAGGACCCCGAUCUUCUGGAGUGCUACUUCUUAGAGGCUCUGUACUGCUCUCUGGGUGCUGCCCUGCUGGACGAUGGGAGGAUUAAAUUUGAUGAAUGCAUUAAACGCCUUGCUUCUUUGCCUUUUGCUGAUACGGAAGGGGUUUGGGCCAAUCCCGGGGAAUUGCCAGGUCACCUUCCAACCUUGUAUGACUUUCAUUUUGAUCCUGCACAGAAGAAAUGGAUACCGUGGAAUAAAUUAGUCCCGGAGUAUCUUCACGUCCGUGAGAGGAAAUUUAAUGACAUCCUGGUUCACACAGUGGACACAACCCGUAUUUCCUGGGUGCUGGAGCAGAUGGUGAAGAUGAAACAGCCCGUUAUCUUGGUUGGUGAAUCUGGCACCUCGAAGACUGCCACUACCCAGAACUUCCUCAAACAUCUGAGCAAAGAGGCGCACAUUGUGUUAACGGUCUAUUUCUCCUCCCGCACCACGUCCCUGGAUAUCCAAAGAAAUUUAGAAGCAAAUGUGGAAAAACGAACCAAAGACACUUACGGCCCCCCCAUGGGGAAACGCCUCCUGGUUUUCAUGGAUGACAUGAAUAUGCCAAAGGUGGAUGAGUAUGGCACACAGCAGCCGAUUGCCUUGCUGAAACUGCUGUUGGAAAAAGGCUACUUAUACGACCGUGGGAAGGAGCUGAACUGCAAAAGCAUUCGCGACCUUGGCUUUAUUGCUGCAAUGGGAAAAGCUGGAGGAGGCCGCAAUGAAGUGGAUCCGAGAUUUAUGUCACUGUUCACUGUCUUCACUGUCCCGUUUCCGUCGCAGGAGUCUUUGCAUUUAAUUUAUUUCUCCAUAUUGAAAGGCCAUACCUCGGUGUUUCACGAGAGCAUCGUGGCUGUGAGUGACAAGUUGACACGCUGCACGUUGGCACUUUACAAGAACAUUGUACAGGACCUGCCUCCUACCCCCUCCAAGUUCCAUUAUAUCUUUAACCUUCGAGAUCUCUCGCGGGUGUUUAACGGGCUUCUCCUCACUAACCCAGAGCGGUUCCAGACGGUGACCCAGAUGCUGAGAGUCUGGAGGAAUGAAUGUCUGAGAGUUUUCCACGACCGAUUAAUAAGUGAGACAGAUAAGCGGCUGGUACAAGAGCACAUAUCAAACUUGGUUAUGGAACAUUUCACCAAUGACGUGGAGGCGGUGAUGAGGGAUCCCAUCCUGUUUGGAGACUUCCGGAUGGCUCUGCAUGAAGAGGAAACACGCAUUUAUGAAGACAUCCAGGAUUACGAGGCGGCCAAGGCUUUGUUCCAGGAAAUCCUCGAGGAGUACAAUGAAAGCAACACCAAGAUGAACCUGGUGCUCUUCGACGAUGCCCUGGAACACCUGACCCGCGUGCACCGCAUCAUUCGCUUGGACAGUGGCCACGCCCUGCUGGUGGGCGUCGGGGGCUCCGGGAAGCAGUCUCUGGCCAGGCUGGCGGCCUUCACAGCCGGCUACGAGGUAUUUGAGAUCCUUCUGAGCAGAGGUUACUCAGAGAACAAUUUCCGGGAAGAUCUGAAGAAUCUUUAUCUGAAACUUGGCAUUGAGAACAAAAUGAUGAUCUUCCUGUUCACGGAUGCCCACGUGGCCGAAGAGGGUUUCCUGGAGCUCAUCAACAACAUGCUGACUUCAGGAAUCGUACCUGCGCUUUUUCCCGAAGAUGAAAAGGAAUCUAUCCUCAGUCAGAUUGGACAAGAAGCUAUGAAGCAAGGGGUGGGCCCGGCCAAGGAGUCUGUGUGGCAGUACUUUGUGAACAAGAGUGCCAGCAACCUGCACAUCGUUCUGGGCAUGUCGCCGGUGGGGGACACCUUGAGGACCCGGUGCAGAAAUUUCCCAGGGAUAGUAAACAACACUGGCAUCGACUGGUUCAUGCCCUGGCCCCCCCAAGCCCUGCAUGCAGUCGCCAAGUCAUUUUUAGGGAAUAAUCCGAUGAUCCCAGUAGAAAAUAUAGAAGGUCUGGUAGAACAUGUGGUUUUGGUCCACGAAUCCGUGGGUGAAUUCAGCACACAAUUUCUACAGAAACUGAGGCGCAGCAACUAUGUAACUCCCAAGAAUUACCUUGAUUUUAUUAACACGUACUCGAAAUUACUGGAUGAGAAAACUCAGUAUAAUAUAGCUCAGUGCAAGCGUCUGGAGGGGGGGCUGGACAAGCUGAAGGAGGCCACCAUUCAGCUGGACGAGCUGAACCUGAAGCUGGCCGAGCAGAAGGUCGUGCUGGCAGAGAAGUCCGCUGCCUGCGAGGCUCUGCUGGAGGAGAUCUCCACCAACACGGCCAUAGCGGAGGAGAAGAAGAAGCUUGCGGAAGAAAAAGCCAUGGAGAUAGAGGAGCAGAACAAGAUCAUCGCAGUGGAGAAGGCUGAGGCCGAGAUGGCUCUCGCCGAGGUCAUGCCUGUCCUAGAGGCCGCCAAGCUGGAGCUGCAGAAGCUGGACAAGUCAGAUGUGACCGAGAUACGGUCCUUCGCAAAGCCCCCGAAGCAGGUGCAGACGGUGUGUGAGUGCAUCCUGAUCAUGAAGGGGUACAAAGAGCUCAACUGGAAGACCGCCAAGGGCAUGAUGUCCGACUCCAAUUUCCUGCGCUCACUGAUGGAGAUGGAUUUUGAUGCGAUCACCCAGAGCCAAGUUAAAAAUAUCAGAGUCCUCUUGAAGACUCUCAACACCACGACUGAAGAAAUGGAAGCUGUGAGCAAAGCGGGCCUGGGAAUGCUGAAAUUUGUCGAAGCCGUAAUGGGCUACUGUGAGGUUUUCAGAGAAAUCAAGCCCAAAAGAGAGAAGGUGGCCAGGCUGGAGCGGAAUUUCUACCUCACAAAACGUGAGCUAGAAAGGAUCCAGAAUGAGUUGGCAGCGAUCCAGAGGGAACUGGAAGCGUUGGGGAGCAAAUACGAGGCCGCCAUCCUGGAAAAGCAGAAGCUGCAGGAAGAAGCUGAAAUCAUGGAGCGGCGGCUGAUCGCAGCCGACAAGCUCAUCUCAGGGCUGGGGUCUGAGAACAUCAGGUGGCUGAAGGAUUUGAACGAGCUGAUGCACCGGCGGGUGAAGUUGCUGGGGGACUGCCUGCUAUGCUCGGCGUUCCUGAGCUACGAAGGUGCCUUCACGUGGGAGUUCCGUGACGAAAUGGUCAAUCAAGUGUGGCAGCACGAUAUCCUGGAGCGGGGCAUUCCCCUGAGCCAGCCUUUUCGAUUAGAAAACCUGCUCACAGAUGAUGUUGAGAUCAGCAGGUGGGGCUCCCAGGGCCUGCCCCCCGACGAGCUGUCCAUUCAGAACGGCAUCCUCACCACCCGGGCCAGCCGCUUCCCUCUCUGCAUCGACCCCCAGCAGCAGGCCCUCAACUGGAUAAAGAGGAGAGAAGAGAAGAACAACCUUCGGGUCGCUUCCUUCAAUGACCCCGACUUCCUCAAGCAGCUGGAGAUGUCCAUAAAGUACGGGACCCCCUUCCUGUUCCACGAUGUGGAUGAGUACAUCGACCCCGUGAUUGACAACGUCCUGGAGAAGAACAUCGUCGUCUCCCAGGGCCGGCAGUUCAUCAUCCUGGGAGACAAGGAAGUGGACUACGACUCCAAUUUCAGGCUCUAUCUGGACACCAAGCUGGCCAACCCCACAUACGGCCCGUCCGUGUUUGGGAAAGCCAUGGUGAUCAAUUACACGGUCACGCUGAAGGGCCUGGAGGACCAGCUGCUUAGCGUGCUGGUGGCCUACGAGAGGCACGAGCUGGAGGAGCAGAGGGAGCACCUAAUCCAGGAGACGAGCGAGAACAAGAACCUGCUGAAGGAUCUGGAGGACUCCCUCCUUCGGGAACUGGCGACCUCCACGGGGAACAUGCUAGACAACGUGGACCUGGUAUACACGCUGGAGGAGACCAAGUCCAAAGCCACGGAGGUGUCAGAGAAGCUCAAGCUGGCAGAGAAGACAGCCUUGGACAUCGAUAGGCUGCGGGACGGCUACCGGCCGGCCGCCAGGCGGGGGGCCAUCCUGUUCUUCGUGCUGUCUGAGAUGGCGCUCGUCAACGCCAUGUACCAGUACUCCCUGAGCGCCUUCCUCGACGUCUUCGGGUUGUCCCUUAAGAAGUCGCUGCCUGACUCCGUUCUUAUGAAGCGAUUAAGGAACAUCAUGGACACACUGACCUUCAACAUCUAUAACUAUGGUUGCACCGGGUUGUUUGAGAAGCACAAGUUACUCUUUUCUUUCAAUAUGACAAUCAAGAUAGAACAAGCAGAAGGGAGAGUCCCCCAGGAAGAAUUAGAUUUCUUUUUAAAAGGAAACAUUUCCCUGGAGAAAAGCAAACGAAAAAAGCCCUGUGUUUGGUUGUCCGACCAGGGAUGGGAAGAUAUCAUUCUUCUAUCAGAAAUGUUUUCAGACAACUUUGGGAGUCUUCCUGAUGAUGUUGAGAAACAUCUGUCUGUCUGGCAGGAGUGGUAUGACCUGGAUUCGCUUGAGCAGUUUCCAUUCCCCUUGGGGUACGAUAAAAACAUCACCCCUUUCCAGAAGUUGCUUGUUUUGCGCUGUUUCCGUGUGGAUCGGGUGUAUCGGGCCGUGACCGACUAUGUGACUGUAACAAUGGGAGAGAAGUACGUGCAGCCCCCCGUGAUCAGCUUCGAAGCCGUCCUCGAGCAGAGCACUCCAAACUCGCCCAUCGUGUUCAUCCUGAGCCCGGGCUCCGACCCUGCCAGUGACCUUAUGAAACUAGCCGAGCGCAGUGGUUUUGGGGGAAACCGCCUCAAGUUUCUGGCCAUGGGUCAAGGUCAAGAAAAGCUGGCUCUGCAGCUGCUGGAGACGGCGGUGGGUCGCGGGCAGUGGCUCAUGCUACAGAACUGCCAUCUCCUGGUCAAGUGGCUGAAGGACCUGGAGAAGUCCCUGGAGAGGGUCACCAAGCCCCACCCAGACUUCCGCCUGUGGCUCACCACGGACCCCACCAGGGGCUUCCCCAUCGGGAUUCUGCAGAAGUCCUUGAAGGUUGUCACAGAGCCACCCAACGGGCUGAAACUCAAUCUGAGAGCAACUUACUUCAGGAUCCCUCAUGACAUGCUGGAGCAGUGUCCACACCCUGCAUUCAAGCCCCUGGUGUACGUGUUGGCGUUCUUCCACGCGGUGGUGCAGGAGAGAAGAAAGUUCGGGAAGAUCGGCUGGAACGUGUACUACGACUUCAACGAGUGUGACUUCCAGGUCUGCAUGGAAAUUCUGAACACGUACUUAACCAAAACCUUCCAGCAACAUGACCCUCGGAUCCCAUGGGGCAGCCUCAAGUACCUGAUUGGAGAGGUCAUGUAUGGAGGACGGGCCAUCGACAGCUUCGAUCGGCGCAUCCUGACCAUCUACAUGGAUGAGUACCUGGGAGACUUCAUCUUUGACACUUUCCAGCCCUUCCACUUCUUCCGGAACAAGGAGGUGGACUAUAAAAUCCCUCGCGGUGACGUCAAGGAAAAAUUCGUUGAGGCCAUCGAGGCCCUCCCGCUGGCCAACACACCUGAAGUGUUCGGUCUUCAUUCCAACGCCGAGAUCGGCUAUUACACUCAGGCUGCUCGAGACAUGUGGGCUCACCUGCUGCAGCUGCAGCCCCAGACAGGGGAGUCCAGCAGUGGCAUCAGCCGAGAUGACUACAUUGGCCAGGUGGCCAAGGACAUAGAAAACAAGAUGCCCAAAAUCUUCGACUUGGACCAGGUCAGGAAGCACCUGGGGAUGGCAAUGUCGCCCACGUCGGUGGUGCUCCUGCAGGAGCUGGAACGCUUUAACAAGCUCGUCAUCCGCAUGUCCAGGUCCCUGGCCGAACUGCAGAGGGCCUUGGCUGGAGAAGUUGGAAUGAGCAGCGAGUUAGAUGAUGUUGCCAGGUCCCUUUUUCUCGGGCAGAUCCCUAACAUCUGGAGAAAGCUCGCCCCUGACACCCUGAAGUCCCUUGGAAACUGGAUGGUCUACUUUCUGCGGCGGUUCAGCCAGUACACGUCGUGGGUCACUGAGGGUGAGCCCAACGUGAUAUGGCUCUCGGGGCUGCAUAUCCCAGAAUCCUACCUCACGGCCCUGGUGCAGGCCACCUGCCGGAGGAACGGCUGGCCACUGGACCGCUCCACCUUGUUCACGCAAGUGACCAACUUCCAAGAUGCCGAUGAAGUGAGCGAGCGGGCAGGACAAGGAUGCUUUGUGUCGGGACUGUAUCUGGAAGGUGCCGACUGGGACAUCGAAAGAGGCUGUCUCGUCAAGAGCAAAGCCAAGGUGCUGGUUGUGGACCUGCCCAUCCUGAAGGUCAUCCCCAUUGAGGCCCAUCGCCUCAAACUGCAGAAUACCUUCCGGACGCCAGUCUACACCACCUCCACCAGAAGGAAUGCCAUGGGGGUUGGCUUGGUCUUUGAGGCCGAUCUCUUCACCACGAAGCACAUUUCUCACUGGGUGCUGCAAGGGGUCUGUCUCACCCUGAAUUCUGAUUAACCCGCUGGCUGAAGGGCAUUCGUGAACAAUGAUCAAGUCUGAGGUCACUUCUUGGGGCCUCUCAGGAGGCAGGAGGGGACUGACGACUUUCCUUUUCGUUUGAAAUAAGCCAUUUUAAUCUCUUUCUACAUAAGUUAACCUGAAUGGUUUGGUUUUUGAAGCUUUUUUUAAGAAUACAAAAAAAGUAAAUUUAAUA
Rhinolophus ferrumequinum (greater horseshoe bat) is the source of this 13971-nucleotide messenger RNA. RefSeq names its product dynein axonemal heavy chain 10 (gene DNAH10). The transcript is spliced from 79 exons. Lineage: Eukaryota; Metazoa; Chordata; Mammalia; Chiroptera; Rhinolophidae. Gene Ontology annotation, molecular function: dynein light intermediate chain binding; minus-end-directed microtubule motor activity; ATP hydrolysis activity. Bases 15 to 13775 code for a protein of 4586 amino acids. Gene Ontology annotation, biological process: microtubule-based movement. The record is from RefSeq and is a predicted model, not a curated record. Gene Ontology annotation, cellular component: dynein complex.